Messenger RNA from Penicillium macrosclerotiorum, 2400 nucleotides. RefSeq lists its product as uncharacterized. Bases 1 to 2400 code for a protein of 799 amino acids. The transcript has 3 exons. Gene Ontology annotation, cellular component: cytosol. Gene Ontology annotation, biological process: AMP metabolic process; IMP salvage. NCBI's taxonomy places the organism in Eukaryota, Fungi, Ascomycota, Eurotiomycetes, Eurotiales, Aspergillaceae. Gene Ontology annotation, molecular function: AMP deaminase activity. The record is from RefSeq and is a predicted model, not a curated record.
AUGGGACCCUCCGAGUCCGACAGGUUCGGUCUCAAUCCGAAUGCCAACGCAUCCUCCAACGACGAAUCUACGCCGUCCCGAAGCUCCGUCGAGGACCUGCCCAGCUUCCCUCAUGAAACCCUCCGGGCUGAAGACACGCCUCCCGAUAUUCUCCCGCGCGAUCAACAACAGAAGACGGCCACUUACGACUAUGCGUACGAGAAGUCCAUGAGUCACGCCGAGGCGAAGCUUUUCUACCAGCAUCACCAGCUUGCGUCGAAAGGUGGUGAUCACACAGCGCCCGCCAGCCCGGUGCCUGCGGCUCGCCCCGCGGCCGAAGCGUAUGAAAUAAGGAUGAACGCGACGGGGCCAACCUCUCCGCGACACCCACAUAGCCAGACGACCCCGGAAGGGUCGAUGCUGCUGGAGCCGGAAGGCCAACUGGAACCCCUCUAUCAGGUUGCGCCAGGGGAGACUUUCCAGGGUCCGGGAAGCCCGUGGACGGCGCACCCGCCAACAGUGCCCCUGGGCUUGUCUCAUCCCGGGGGUCCAUCUGGAUCUGAAAACCUGCUCGGGACCGGGGCCGGUGUCGGUCUGGGGCUGUUGUCGGGGGCGAGUGGAUUCACUCCCGGUGGGGACACCGUGACAUCUGAAUUGAAUGCGAUUUAUCGAAAAAUAAAGAACCUGCUGGAGCGACGGUCUAGAUAUAUGGAACUGUCUCUGCAGCGGCCGGCAGAUGACCCCCGCGAUCGACCUGAAUGGGAGAUCUACCCCCACCCCCCGAACCUGCAUGGGACGAGGGGAAGGAAUACCAACCAGGAAAUGUGGGUGGCGCAUCCGACCUGGUGGGUGUACGAAUCGGAAAGUGCAGCAGAUCAACAGAAGCCAGUGGUCCAGAUUCCAUCCCUGCGUGACUUUUACAUGGACUUGGAUGCCGUGGUCGACGUGUCGACGGACGGGCCCACUAAGAGCUUUGCCUUCAAGCGCCUCUCCUAUCUGGAGGGCAAGUUCCAGCUGUAUGCAUUGUUGAAUGAGUACCAGGAGAUCGCCGAUAGCAAGAAGGUACCGCAUCGAGAUUUCUAUAAUGUGCGUAAGGUGGACACUCACGUCCAUCAUUCCGCCUGCAUGAACCAGAAACAUUUACUUCGCUUUAUCAAAAGCAAGAUGCGAAAGUCCCCCGAUGAAGUUGUCCUCUUUCGAGACGGAAAGCAUCUGACUCUACGGGAGGUUUUUGAGAGUAUCAAUCUAACUGCCUAUGAUCUCAGCAUCGAUACACUCGAUAUGCAUGCCCACACGGAUUCUUUCCAUCGUUUCGAUAAAUUCAAUCUCAAAUAUAACCCUGUAGGCGAAUCCCGACUUCGCGAGAUCUUUUUGAAGACAGACAACUAUAUCAAAGGUCGAUAUCUAGCAGAAAUCACAAAGGAGGUGAUUUCCGACUUGGAAUCCAGCAAAUAUCAAAUGGUUGAGUGGCGGAUCUCCAUUUAUGGACGAUCUAUUCAAGAGUGGGACAAGCUUGCCGCUUGGGUUGUGGACAAUAAGCUAUUCUCACCGAAUGUUCGCUGGCUCAUUCAGGUGCCUCGUUUGUACGAUGUGUACAAAUCCAGUGGCAUGAUGGAGAAUUUUGAACAGGUCAUAAGUAAUGUUUUUCAGCCCUUGUUUGAAGUAACAAAGGACCCUUCAAGCCAUCCUAAGCUUCAUAUCUUCCUGCAACGUGUGGUAGGAUUCGACAGUGUCGAUGAUGAGAGCAAGGCCGAGCGCAGGCUUUAUCGAAAGUACCCGAUCCCACGGGAGUGGGAUACUAAACAAAAUCCACCCUACAGCUAUUGGAUUUACUUCAUGUUUGCCAAUAUUGCAUCCCUCAAUAACUGGCGACAGCAUAGGGGGUUUAACACAUUCGUCCUUCGGCCUCACUGCGGUGAGGCAGGAGAUCCUGAUCACCUGGCCGUGGGAUUUCUCUGCUGUCAUAGCAUCAGUCAUGGGAUUCUACUCCGGAAAGUGCCCUUGCUACAAUAUCUCUACUACCUUGACCAGAUCGGCAUUGCCAUGUCACCGCUCAGCAAUAACGCGUUGUUCCUCACCUAUGACAAGAACCCAUGUGCCAGCUUUUUCAAGCGUGGGCUUAAUGUUUCCCUUUCUACUGAUGAUCCACUUCAAUUUGCCUUCACUAAGGAGCCGUUGAUUGAAGAAUAUUCAGUAGCGGCGCAGAUUUACAAGUUCAGCGCGGUCGAUAUGUGUGAACUUGCUAAGCACUCUGUCGAUCAGAGCGGAUUUGAGCUUUCCUUAAAGCGGAGAUGGUUGGGCCCCGGCUGUAAUCUCCCCGGAGUUGCUGGCAACAAUGUUGCCAAGAGCAAUGUCCCGGACAUUCGCGAAGCGUUCCGACAAGAAACCUUGAUGGGGGAAUUGGCUCUGUAUGCUCAAUAA